Messenger RNA from Culex pipiens pallens (northern house mosquito), 6720 nucleotides. It is a transcript of the gene Tob, whose product is annotated as protein BTG1. Bases 755 to 1570 code for a protein of 271 amino acids. Gene Ontology annotation, cellular component: cytoplasm; nucleus. NCBI's taxonomy places the organism in Eukaryota, Metazoa, Arthropoda, Insecta, Diptera, Culicidae. The record is from RefSeq and is a predicted model, not a curated record. Gene Ontology annotation, biological process: negative regulation of cell population proliferation; negative regulation of mitotic cell cycle. The transcript has a single exon.
UUGAGAAGCGAGCGGAGACCGAGUCCGUCGUUUGAGAGUGAAAGACCACUGCACUGUUAGUGUGAGAACUUGAGUGUGUGUGUGUGCGAGAAAGAGUACGAACGCGUCCGCGAAGCAGAGAGAAAGAACGAGAGCUAGAGGUGUUUUGCAACCUAGCAGCAGCAGUAGGCCCCGACUGAAAAGGAAGGACAAGUGUGUGAACAGCCAGUCAGCCAGCCAGAGCCAGCCAUCUUGGAAAAAAGUUGAAAUUCAAUUUUCGUUCCACUAAUUUGCUAGUUUGUGCGCAUUUUGUGAUCCCUGCGUCGUCAGAAACGAAACCCCCUUGUGAUUUUUGGAAGUAAUUUAAGGUUUGCAACGCCAAGUUUGAAAAUUUCGUGAUACAACUACUUGGAGUUUUUUUUGCGACACAAGAAAAGAUAGUGCCAGUGCUGAAACCUUUUUCUGGGAAGAAAAACCACCAUCUUUGAGGUAGUGUGUCUGAAAAAGUGCAAAUUUCGCGAAAUUCAGACCAUUUGUGUUGAGCAAACGUGUCGUGUCUCCGAGGGGUUUUGCAAAACGUUUUGUGGUGAAUCGUGAAGUCGGCUCGAGCAAACCGAGCGAAGAGCCCCAGAAAUAUAUCGCGCACAGCUAGGCCAAGAGUCGAGUGGCACCUUUUUCGGAACGAACCCGUUCAAAGUUUGAUGUUGAAAAGUUGCCGAAGUUGCACCGUACGAAGAAGUCGCGAUCUCGCCCGUCAGUCCGAAGCCUCGAGAAAAUGAGAAUAGAAGUCAAUUCGGCCGCGGACUUUGUGAUGAACUUGUUGCGAGUGAAAAAGGCAAAUCCGCAACUGAGCGAGGGUCAACUGCAGCAUUUCAAGGGUUCGCUGGAGCAGAUUCUGACGCGUCACUUUGCCCGCCACUGGUAUCCGGAUGUGCCGACGAAGGGUUCCGGGUUCCGCUGCCUGCGCAUCAACGGCAAGAUGGAUCCUAUCAUCGAGCGGGCGGGCCACGCCGCGGGGCUGAACACGGUCGCGCUGCGGAAGAUGCUGCCGCUGGAGCUGACGAUCUGGAUCGAUCCGGAUGAGGUGUCGUACCGUAUCGGCGAGAACGGUACCAUCUGUGUGCUGUACGACCAACAGCAGAGCCGUGCCAGUCCCUCGUCGGAUCUCGACUCGACGGGUAGCAGUAGCUGUGAUGAGUUCAUUAUGGAGCGGGUCGGCCGAGUGGAUCUGUCGAUGUCGUCGUCCGAUAGUGGCACUAGUGUUAUGGUAGAUUUUAUGGAGUCCAAUCCAUCGAAUACGCUGGUAACGCAGGGCAGCAAGCACAACAAGUACAACAACAGCAACAAUCAUCAUAAUAAUCAUCAUUACGCGAAGCGUCAUAACAACAGCGUUAGCUCGUCGUCUAGCGGACAAACUAGUCCUCCCCUGAGUCCCCCAUUCAACGGCUACAACAACAACUACAACAACAAUAGAUAUCAACACAACAACAACCAACACACCAACUACUACUCGCCAUCGGUUCACCAGCAGCAGCAAUACUUCCACUGGGACAACCAGUUCGUCAACAACAAAGUACGUACCCAAUGCUAAAUUCCACGUCGUCGUACACCUCGCCAAAUCCACUCUCUCUCUCCCUGCCGAGACGCGUUAUGAUAACACAAAAACACCUUUAAAACGGUUAAAUUAACCGAAAACUGUUCAUAUCAAGCGAGCGCGGGCUCUCGAAACGGUACCGCUGUACCCCCGAUUUCCCAGCGCUCGUCGGCGCGAGAGGGAGUGGAUUACGGUGAACGUGCAGUGCAGUCAGCAACACCACAACAACAUCAGGCAGACAGGCAGAGAGGCGUGAGGAGGACACAACUUCGGAACCACAACCCACGACCCCCCAAAUAUGGUUAGACCAUCAACCAGUGCGCGCGAGCGCUGUACUGUACUUUUAAGCUUAAGGUUGCAUUUUUUUAACUGUUCGAAAUCUACGACAAAACACACAGACACACUAUAUAUGAUAAUACCGUAUACAUUUGUAACAUCUCCCAUUUGUGCGCGCGCGAUAUACGAGAAUCAAACCGUAAACAAAAGUGUUGCUGAAUUACUUAUCUUUAAAAAAAAACAUCAUUCAAUUACAAGAAAAAACCCUAAAAUCAACGGAUAACAAUCAUGGAAACAACCCCCCCAUUGAAACGCAGAAAAAAAUAACAAGAACACUGAUACAUUUGAACAUGGAACCACGGCAAAACGAAUAAAUGGAAAACUGAAACAGGAAUCUAUAUAAAUAUAAUUAUGGUAGAAAUAACGCUUUAAAGCUGCGAGUCGUCGGCGAGAGCUGGUCGUCGCCGAAGGUCCGCACGCUGUUGCGUUUGACCUGAGCGAACGUCUCGACGGCAGAAGCAGAAAAAGAAACCCGACGACGACGAGCAGAAAGCUUUAAAGCAGGCUAAAUUUAAUAUCAUCAAUCUCUCGUGUGAGGUAUAGUAGGCAGUAACGAAACACAGAAAAAAGUUAAAAACCCCGAGCGGAGAAAUUUUCGUAACAGAUGAAACACAGAAAGUAUAAAUCGAUGUGGUGUGUAUGUGGCUCUUUUAGCUUGAGAGGUAGCUGGUAGUAGUGACGAGGUGUAGGUGGUUUGAAGGGACGUUCCACAAACGGACCCCUGGAUGUAACAUCGUGUGGUAGCACACAAAAUGGUCGGCUUAGAACCCUCCGAGAGAGAGCGCGAGUGUGAGAUUGGCAGCUCGGGAGCACAAGAAGAGAUGCAUUUACGGGUCUCCCCAGCUCCAGUAACAUCGCGAGGUGUAAUCACUGCGCGAAUCUUUGUGUUAUUUUCCGUCUGUUCCCCGUUCUGCUUCUGCCGAACGGCAGCUCUGCUGCCGUCGUGUAUUAUGCAACGGAAAUCGGCUUCCCUUCUGCACACGCUGCUUCGCAACGGCUGGGCAGAACAACAACAACAACGCUGAACCUUUACGGAUCACCUGUUGUGCGCUCGAUACGCUCUAUUGUUCGCGCUGGGUAGAAGGGGAGGCAGAAUAGGGAACGGACGUGACAACACAAAGCGAACACCGGAGCGAACACCUUUCAAGCCGACCGACGAAGGGUAGAGAAGGAAGAACAACAAAAAAGUGUGAAGAAAGGCAAAGGGAAAAGACAAAAAGGUCAACCAUUGACGACGAUGGCGAACGAGAGGAGAACUAACCGACAAAAAGGAUCGUGUGUACGGCAAGCCAUAAAUAGUGCCAUCUGAAAUGUUUGUGCGUGUGUGCUUGGGCCCGCAUCCCGUUGGUCCCUCGAUACCCUAUAGGGCUAUCGAGGACAGGGAACAGAUGUGCGUGAAGCGAGGAAGGAUACGACACGAAGAGUCGAGAGAUGAUAAUGAUCGCUCGCGAGCUAUUAAGGAAAACUCGACUCAGCAGGCUUGGUAACCAUCAUCCAUCACACAAGCGAGUCGAAAACUGGUUCCGUGCGGUAGUAGUGGUGAGAGCGCGCUCGCGCUCUCCUUCCCUUGUAUUGGUGCGAACGUCACUGCUCUCGGCAGUGUACGUGAGCAAAAUAAAGUAAAAAAAGACGAAAACGAGUCAUUUGUUUUUGUCUAGCUUCUUCUUUAUGUCUUGGUUUUGCGCUGACGUCGUGUACGACGUCGUCUUCUUGUGUGAGUCCGUGAGGCCCCAUUCAAUAUACGGUCGCGAUGUUUUUGUUCGUCGUAGCCCCCCUAUGGGGGUGACUACGUGACGAGUUAAGUGUUUCUUCAAACUACCACCACGCACACUACUACCCACGGCUCUGUUCAAAACCAGUUUCUCGAGUACUACUCAGCCCAGACAGAUGGGUUGUAUAAGGCCCCUGCGUACGCUACGGCAACAUGGCGUUACGAGCGCUGGCUUCUUCGUCGGCUUCUUCACGUGGUGGUUACCACCUCGAGGCAGUUAAGUAGUUACCUCGUGGAGAGAAAGGAAGUCGCGCUAGAUGAGUCAUCGCGCAGCGCUCUAAAUGUCAAAUCGAGCUUUCAAAACACGCACACACAGACAUAUUUUUUGGGUUAAUUUUAUGGCUUGCAGCGCGGUCCACGACGAGGAAGUAAAGAAGAUCUAAUAAUAAUUGUAAACAACACAAAGACCCACCGUCCAACAAUAAUCCUAGGGAAUACGCUAGGGAUUGCAAAUCUACAUGGAGAAGGGAAGAACCAAGGAAGAGGCAACCUAACGUAGAACAAAUCCUAUACAUUAUAUGUAUAUUCCAUAGUUUUUUUUUCUCUGUACUAAAUCGUUGAUAAUCUUGCAGCAUAGAGUUGUGGUUUAGGUUCUACUUCCUGUGUGUCCUGUCCCCGGGAACAACAAUUUCGACCAAUUUUUGGGGGUGCUUUCGCGGAAUCCGUGUCCCGGAGAGCGAGUCCCUACUGCGAGUAAACGGUACAAAGUCACACAGCAGCAAUCGACGAACCCCCCUGUUCUAGUAGCUUUACAAAACAAAACACAGAGCGCGCGCGUCUUCCGCGUUUGCACACACAAACGUCGUAGCAUCAAAACCAACGAUCUCUCUCUGGCAGGCAGGAAGACAGAAGCGAGCGGCUGCGAGAGCAAUAGACGAACCAACAUGGCGGACGCGGAAUGAAUGCGAACGACUCCAAGCGGUGCGUGAUUUCCUAGUCUCGUGCGCGCGUCAGAAUGGUUCUGACAGUUGCCCCCCUUGCGCCGUGUACGCCUUGGCGCUUCAAAACCAUCAAGGCUGGCCAUGGUAGAGGUGGGCAAACGUCAAAUCGGACCAUUCUGACACCUGCUCGAGGCGUUCUCCCCUGGGGGUUGCCCCCCUCCUCUAAUCUUCGGUAGAAAGUUUGUAGAAAUCACGGUGCAAACCAGUUUGCCCCGGGAUGCAGUACCGCUGCACACAAACCGUCACCCCUCCGGGAGCCCCGUCACCACAAACAUGACAGAACCAGUUUGGCGCUCCGUGUUUGUUUGUUUCGCCUGCAAGCUGCGGCUACCGCUUUAAUUAACGAGGAAAUGUUCGGAAAUCGUGCACCGCUUUUCCGUUCGGAUAGUUUGCGGCAAACCGCCAUCCGCUACACACACACUCAUGCAAAAGCGCGCUGGAUUUAUUGAUUUCUCUAAGGCACGGGCCGCCGCCGCCGUCGCCAUAUUUGGGCCGGAAUGGUGCGCCAGAUAAACAAUCGCAGAUAGCGGUGAAAUCAACCUUUCCCCACGGCUGUGAAAGCGCACGACGCUUUCCAGCGAGUGAAAUGUCAGUCGCCAUUGUUAGUGGGUGAGCCCGGUUUGGCAAACCCUUUGACCUCUUGACAUUUUCAUCUCGGUUUGGCAGUGUGGCCAAACAAUUCGCCGCCGAAUCGAGGUCGCGCAUCUAGUUAUCUAUGCACGAACUACCGCCCGGUCUAUUGUUGGUGUGUCAUCUCAUGGCCUCCUACUCCGAUUUGGGACGACUUCAAAUCCUUCAAUGUGCUUCGCGAACCAGAAGCCGUACGAAUUAUAAUUUCAAAUUACACUUUUUUGUCGCUGCUUUGCAGCGCGCGCGUCCAAAAUGGCCGCUCGACUAUUUGCAGCUGUCACUCGUUGCGUGAGUGCAGUUUUUUUUCUCGCAAUUAGGCGCUAUCUGCCUGAUGUUCUUCAACGAUGAUGGCGCUGAACAACCGUUCAGAGUUAUCUCCCUCGAAUAAAAUAUUCAAUGUCAGCGCGCGUAUUUCAAGGUUUUCAACGAUAUUCCGCCUGGCAACCACAACAAAAAACCGAUGUGCGUUGUUUCACACCAAAUUUUACAACCUGAAGGUGACGUGUUUGGAAUACGUCACCGUUUGCUGAACUCUUCCGCGCGCGUGUAUGCGAAUCUAGUUGGCCGAGCGACUUACGUCAAUGUCGACUCGACAUUCUUGACAGCCCUAGUUCGCGUGAGAGUGUGCGCGCGUCAAUUAUCGCAAAACCGUGAGAAUGUGAAAUUCUUGCUCGCGAUUGUUAUCAGCGCGAUCGGACUUUUGCUUUCGAUUGUGCCGGAAACCGCGAUAAUUAGACGCAAUUACACACACUCCAUUAGCUGGGCGCCAUCUUGAAUUUCGCGGCGAGCAUGUGUGUGUGUGAGCUAGAAUGGGGAAACCGGGAAUUGCGUCGUAGCCGACUUUGAUGCGCAAUAGAAGAGUUGGAGAAAUCCAGCGUGCGAGCGAGCGCGGAUAAUCGACGUAAUCGAAGCCGUCCAAAGUCAGCUCAAUGUCAGUGCGUCAAAGUCGACCGCUCUCGUCGACCUGCCUCCAGGAAAAACAAAACACUCUAGACAUGUAUAAUAUUCUGAACCUGUGAUGACUUUCUUUAUAUAUUUUUUUUGUUAUUUUUGUAGAAAUGAUACGCUAAAGUAGGUUACUUGUGAAUUUUCAUUGUAAAUAGCAAUUCUUUCUAAUUCGAUUUUGAACCAAACUCAAGAAAAGCUUGAACCAUUCUACUUAAAACCUUUGGUUGCGCCCUUUUCUUAGGUGGAAUUGUAUAUUUUUCGUAUAAUUGCAAAAAUAACUUAAUUGGCUGACUUUGUACCGUUACUGUGUGUGCGAGAGAGAGAGAGCGUAAGCGUGACAGAUAAUGAGAGAGGGACACGACCCGUUCGGCGAAAGCACCAACACAUGAUGAUGAAUAGCGUGACCAUUGUUUCGUCUGUGAAUCAAAAGAAAGGUAGCUUUAAGUUUUUAUAGGUUUAUAUUAGGUAUGUAAAUGUUUUGCAAAACAAUAACUGAGAACAGUGGAAUAUGUAACAAAAGA